Molecule: messenger RNA, 785 nt
Organism: Acaulospora morrowiae
Lineage: Eukaryota; Fungi; Glomeromycota; Glomeromycetes; Diversisporales; Acaulosporaceae
Source: the annotation of a GenBank genome assembly
ACACACCUAUUCCAAAAGUUGUUGAACAAUAUGGAGAUUAUGAAGUACAAUUUUCAAGAUUUUUACAAAGAGCCAUUGAAAAUGACCCAAACAAAGAUUUAUCGUUAAAAAUCAAGUCUUACGAAGUACAAAAAUUGGAGUUUCCGAAUGACGACGAACUUUUGGAAACCGAUGGCAUAAUAAUUUCAGGGUCUGCUGCCUCUGCAUAUGAUGACAUUCCUUGGAUAAAUCGCCUUGUCGAUUUUACAAAAUUUAUCAUUGAAAAGCAUACCAACGUCAAAUUGAUUGGAGUUUGUUUUGGGCAUCAAAUCGUUGCCAGAGCCAUGGGUGGAAAAGUUAUCAAAAAUCCUAUUGGCUGGGAGGUUGCAGUAACAGAGAUUUCAUUAACCGAAGCCGGAAGAAAAUUCUUUGGUGAUGAUAAGAGAUUCUUGGUAGGUUAUCACAAAACAAUAAUUGUAUUUAAAACUACGAUUAACAAGAAUAUUUUAAAGCGUCUUCAAGAAAUGCACCAGGAUCAUGUCUGCCUCGUUCCUCCAAAUUUUAUUAACUUGGGAUAUACGACGAAAUCUUCUGUUCAAGGAAUGUUAAAGGAAAAUCAGGUUGUCACCAUUCAAGGCCACCCAGAAUUCGUUGGGGGCGUAGUCAAAGAAUUGAUCAAGUAUCGACAAGAAAAAGGUAUUUUUGAUCCUCACUUUUCCCAAAUGUGCCUGAAAGCGUCAGACCGAGACGAUGAUAGUUUAUUGGUUGGUCAGAAAUUUAUAGAAUUUAUCAUUGGACCUAGAUGA